Molecule: messenger RNA, 2562 nt
Organism: Bipolaris oryzae ATCC 44560
Lineage: Eukaryota; Fungi; Ascomycota; Dothideomycetes; Pleosporales; Pleosporaceae
Exons: 2
Coding region: 1-2562 (853 amino acids)
Biological process (GO): DNA replication initiation; mitotic DNA replication preinitiation complex assembly; double-strand break repair via break-induced replication
Cellular component (GO): DNA replication preinitiation complex
Molecular function (GO): single-stranded DNA binding; DNA replication origin binding; chromatin binding
Source: RefSeq, a predicted model, not a curated record
AUGUACCUCCCACGGAAUCUGAUAGCACACCUCUAUCAGAACCUCGUAAAAAGAACACAUGCCGCCGCACCACCAGUCCUUCUCCUUGUCGCACUCGAACCAGACGCGCUGUGUGCGUGUCGGAUUCUUACCGCGUUACUAAAGCGCGACUACAUACCCCACAAGAUACAGCCAAUAGCCGGUUAUGGCGACCUUUCACGGGCAGCAGAUGAGCUGGUACGGCCAAUGCGGACAACCGAAGGUGGCAGUGGGGGUGUUGUGGUGUGUUUGGGUGUAGGAGGCAUGGUAGACAUGGAAGAGAUGCUAGGCCUGGACGUGGACGAGAAUGGAGAAGGUGGGACUGGCGAUGUUGAAGUCUGGCUCUUGGAUGCACGACGACCAUGGAAUCUUACCAACGUUUUUGCAGCACCCGUCAGCCAAGACCCCGCCACGGGAGAAUUGGUGCGGAGACAGGCUGGUGUAGACAAGGGCAAGAUCCUGCAGUCCUACCAGUCAUCAAGAGGUGGAAUCAUAGUCUUUGACGAUGGGGAUAUCGAGCAAGAAAUGCAAGCAGAGAGGGAGGCAUAUGUGGGACUUGAAGAGAUGCCGGAGGUGGGGGAGGAAGACGACUUGAGUGAUUCAGAACCAGAAGACGAAGAGCCCCCGUCAGGGCAGGCGCCAAAGAAGAGGAAAUCAUGGGGUGAGGGUGAUGAUUCUGAAGACGAUAUGACAGACGACGAGCGGCCAGCGCAAAGACGGAGGAGCAAUUCUGGCGGCUCAAUACCAUCCUCACCUGAACCGCGACGGCGGCGGGGUCUGUUGGCAGCAAAUCAAUUAGGCGGAUCCUCCGACUUUUCACGUUCAGAUUCCCGCAGCCGCUCUGUAUCGCCAUCAGUAGCCGCCCCAAAAGAGCAGUCCGUCAAAAGCCUACGAAGGCAACUUAUUAAGAAGCGCGACAAGUAUGCACAGGUCCUUGACAAAUACUACGAAAUUGGCACAUCAUACUCGGAUCCUGUCUCAUCCCUGGUAUACAACCUGGCUUCAGAGCUUGGCCGCGAAGACAAUGACCUGCUAUGGAACGCCAUUGUUGGUGUCAGCAGUCUCGAGCUGUACGGACGGACGGGAAGCGGCGUCGGGCUCAAUCCGCUCUCAACACAAGGUGGCUCAGCUGGCUGGAAUGGUAACCGAGGAGAGAGCAUACGCUCUGUACUGCGAGACGAAGUACGACGGUUGAACCCCGUCACUGAUGCAACAAGCGUAUCUCGCGACGCAACAAUGGGCGAAGUCUGGGGUGUCAUUCCAACCAGUGCUCGCUCAGCAACAGACACAGCCAUCCGCCUCUCACCAGAACCCCGCUUCCUCCUCCUCAGGCAUUGGUCUCUAUACGAGAGCAUGCUGCACUCUCCGUAUCUCUCCGCCAAACUACACAUCUGGAGUGAUGCGGGGCAGAAGCGACUUGCUAAAUUGCUUGCAAAAAUGGGAGUCUCUCUCACCGAAUGCAAACAAAGAUAUACACACAUGGACAUGGAGCUGAAGCGCGGCCUACGGGAACGCCUUCUCAAGUUUGCCCCACAAUACGGUCUGGACGGCCUAGUCCCCCCCAAGUCGAGUACAGGCGAUCCAAAAGACGGCUGGGGCUUCGUCCGCUGCUGGGGCUGGAAAGCCUGUCUCUCAGCCAUCGACGCAGGCGUAGUCCUAGGCGCCAUCCUCGAAGUCGGCGAUGUAAAGAGCCUUAACCAGUCCGCCCUCGACAGCUCGAACUUCGUCGGCACAGCCGACCACAUCGAGAUGCAAACCUCCACCCAAGAAGAACAAGACCUCGCUCAAGAACACAUCACCAGCCGCUUCUGGACCGCAUACGAUGCCCUCGGCAACAUCGACCUCCUCGUCGAGCACAUAACCACAGCCCAGCACCUCCACCGCGCCAUUCUCCGCACUGGCACCGCCCUCAUCGAAAAACGCCAAAUCCGCCACCUGCGCGCCUUCCGCAUGGCUGUCGUGAAAGAAGGCCCAGAUGUUCACCUCUUCACUCACCCGGGUGCCCUUACCAAACUUGCCCUCUGGAUUGCCGAAGCCAUCGUCGAGCUAAACGGUACAAAGGGGAAAUCCAAGGGAAGUGAACUCGUCAUGGCGGGUCUCGACGACUCACGCGGUCUCUACGUGGUUGUUGGUCUAGGAGGUAGCGGCGGGACUACGCAAUCGGCCAAGUCGCGGCUCCAGAAACGAGAGGCGCGCGCCGCGGCGAAGCAGGAGAAGGUGGCAAUUAAAGAACGGGAACGCGCGAUGCGUCGGGAAGUGCGACGUGCACGGAAUCUCGCUGCGGGCUUGGAAGAAGAUGAAGUCGAAGACGAGACCGAGUCUGAAGCUUCGGAUUCAGAUUCCUCCUCCGACAAUGAUUCAGAGGAUGAAGAAGAUGAGCGCAAGGGAGGCAAAAAUCGCUUUGGCAACGCGUUCCAGGAGGUUGUCCGUGAGACAGGGGCGCGAGUCCGCAUGGAUAGUUUUGAGGCAUGUGUGAUUGAGAUCAAGAAGGAGGAUCUCAGCGGGUUCUUGGAGAAACUGAGUCAAAAGGCUGUUGUUGGUUGA